AUGGCAGAAUCUAAAUCUAAAAAACAUGGAUUUAAAAAAUGUCGGAGUGCCACGUUCAGCAUUGAUGGCUUCAGCUUUACAAUUGUUGCAAAUGAGGCAGGGGACAACAACCAGCGCCCACUACCCCUCUUUUCACGCUCACGGUCCCAGAAUGCACUGUGCACCGAAGUCACAGCGCGAACAGGCGUCACUGACUCCAAAGAAAUUCUGAUCGACCCACGCAGUGCUGAUGAGAUCCUGGCUGAUGAACUGCCAAUCCUUGAUGCACCAGACAGCAUUGAGAAGACUGCUAUAAGGUUACGAUGUCUUGUUAAACAGCUGGAGAAGGGAGAAGCAUCUGUGGUGGAGCUGAAGAAAAACCUGGAGUUUGCCGCCUGUCUCCUUGAAUCUCUCUGUUCUGAGGAAAACAGACAACUGGGGCACCAAGAUGAUGAGCUGAGUGAUAUCCAGUCAGACUCUGUACCACUGGAGGUUCGUGACUGGUUGGCCUCCACUUUUACACGGCAGAGAACCCUGUUGCUGCACCACAGUGAAGACAAACCACACUUCCGCAGCAUCGUCCGUGCAGUACAGGCUGGGAUCUUUGUGGAGAGGAUGUUCAGACGAACCUCCAACAUGACUGGUCUCAGUUAUUCCCUAAAUGUCAUCACUAUGCUUAAGCAUGUAGAUAUGUGGUCGUUUGAUGUGUUUGCACUGAAUGAUGCCAGCGGAAACCAUGCUCUGAAAAUUGUCUUCUUUGAGCUGCUCAACAGAUAUAACCUGAUUAAUCGUUUUAAGAUUCCUACCUCUGCACUCACAUCAUUUGUGGAGUCACUGGAAAUGGGAUACAGCAAAUACAAAAACCCUUACCACAACCUGAUACAUGCUGCUGAUGUUACACAAACGGUCCAUUACCUGCUCAUUAAGAGUGGAAUAAUGCACUGGCUAACUGAGCUGGAGAUCUUUGCCAUUAUUUUUGCAGCUGCCAUCCAUGACUAUGAGCACACAGGGACUACUAAUAACUUCCAUAUUCAGACCAGGUCAGACACGGCACUAUUUUACAAUGACCGAGCUGUUUUGGAGAACCAUCACGUCAGCGCUGUCUAUCGCCUUCUACAUGAUAAUGAGGAAAUGAAUAUUCUCUCUAAUCUUUCAAAGGAAGAGUGGAGAGAACUGCGGGCCUUAGUAGUGGAUAUGGUAUUGGCCACUGACAUGUCCUGCCACUUUCAGCAGAUCAAAGCCAUGAAAAGCCUCCUGCAGCAGUCUGAGGCGAUUGACAAACCAAAGGCUUUAUCAUUGCUGCUGCACACUGCUGACAUCAGCCACCCUGCCAAAUGCUGGGACCUCCAUCAUCGCUGGACAACAUCCCUGCUUGAGGAAUUCUUCAGACAGGGAGAUAGGGAAGCAGAGCUGGGUCUACCUUUCUCCCCUCUUUGUGACCGCAAAUCCACCAUGGUGGCCCAGUCCCAAAUAGGAUUCAUUGAUUUCAUUGUGGAGCCGACAUUCACUGUGUUGACAGAAAUGAUCGAAAAUAUUGUGACACCACUUAUCGAGGAGACCUCUCGCUCUGAAUUGCCUGUCUUCAGACAGUACAGUUUCAACAGUAUUGGAAGUGACAGAAAGCAGUCCAGCAUGAAAAGUACACGCUCAGAAGGCAGCUGCUCUCUGACCACAGUGGACUUCAAAGGUUUCAGGGGUACAUGGAAUCAAAAAAUUCAUCAAAACAAGGAGACAUGGAGGGCCCAAGCAGGAAAAGGUAGCUAG
Molecule: messenger RNA, 1743 nt
Organism: Pelmatolapia mariae (spotted tilapia)
Lineage: Eukaryota; Metazoa; Chordata; Actinopteri; Cichliformes; Cichlidae
Gene: pde1ca
Product: phosphodiesterase 1C, calmodulin-dependent a
Exons: 15
Coding region: 1-1743 (580 amino acids)
Biological process (GO): signal transduction
Cellular component (GO): neuronal cell body
Molecular function (GO): calmodulin-activated 3',5'-cyclic-GMP phosphodiesterase activity
Source: RefSeq, a predicted model, not a curated record